Molecule: messenger RNA, 4785 nt
Organism: Hemicordylus capensis (graceful crag lizard)
Lineage: Eukaryota; Metazoa; Chordata; Lepidosauria; Squamata; Cordylidae
Gene: PLXDC2
Product: plexin domain containing 2
Exons: 14
Coding region: 1472-3064 (530 amino acids)
Source: RefSeq, a predicted model, not a curated record
CCGCGUGUGUUUGUUUUGGGGAGCCAGCUCGGUGCCUCGGGCGAGCCCGCCAGCCCGGCCGCCGUCCCUUGCACGCAGUGGGGCGGCCGCAGCAGCAGGCACGGUGCCUCGCGCUCGGGCUCUCUCUCCUCUUCAUUCCGAGCGGGCUGGAAGGGAGCGAUGCAUGUGAUCAGGCUCUGCUGGGGGACAAAACGGAGAAGCCCAGCGGCGCUCGGGAACUGAUCGCCUUCACGCCGCCGCUCCCGGCUCGGAGGAGGAGGAAGGCGCGGCGAGGUUCCUGCUGCUUCUGGUCUUCGUUUCUCGGGGAAGUGCAUCGGCUGGGGGCUGGGGCAGCUCGCUUCCGGCAGAGGAAGGUGGGAGAGGGAGAGGGGGCCGCCCCUUGAGCUUGUCUGCACACAGUGCCCGAGUGCAAAGAGUCGGCUGGCAGAGGAGGAGCGCGAGAAGUAGCGGCGGCGGCACUCGCACCGCCUGCGCCGCCAGCAGCAAACUCUUUAUUUCCCAUCCAGCUUGUCAAGGCGCCCCUUCGCCCUCCCCUUCAGCAGCAGCAGCAGUAGCUGAGCGGCAGCAAGAGACCACCUCGGGGAUGGCUUGCAAGUUGCCUCUCUGGGUGUCCGCGUGAAGGAGUUCGCUCUCUCUCUCUCUCUCCAUUUCUUUUUUGCUGGGGGUGGGGAGCGGGGGCUUUGCUUUUCAUUAGGCAGCCGAUGCUCCACAUCUUAGACCCCGCGGCAGCCCGGUUUUCUCCACCGCCGCGCGAGGGCAAUUGGGAUCGGCCGGUUGUGGGAGAAAGACCCCUCCUUCGCUCCGGCCCCCAGUCCAUCCCGUCCCAUCCUCACACAGGAAGAGGCAGCUUGUUUGGCCUCUGAGAUCGCUAGACCUGCCCGUUGGCUUGCUCGGCUGGAUCGCACCGCAGAAACCCACGCUUUUUGGCGGGGGGCGGGCGGGGUGAGUGCGGCAGAGACACUCCCAGGGUGGUGCUUUUUGUUUGAUUUGAUUUUUUAAUUCAGUUGGGUUGAGAAGAGAGAAACCAACCGUGAAGCGCCCCUCCUCCUCCCCUUCACUGAAAUCUUCCCGAGAUAGGCAAACAAGGUGGGAGUUUAUAGUGGGGUCUUCCGCACUUUCCUUCCUUUCCUGUUCGCUCCGCUGCAGUUUGGCACUUCGCAGGCGAUCCGGAUUUCGGUUUCGCUUGUGCGCACACACACAUGCGCAGCCGACACGCAUCCUUGCAGGACUGAGAUCGCUAUUUUGGCUGUGCGAGCUGCAUUUGGGACUGGGAUAAUACGCAGGCGCCUCUCCUGCUCUCCAUGAAAUCGGAGCGGAAUAAAAAGUGACUUUCCUCCACCCAGGAUUUAAAGUGGAGAGGGGGUGCGUGCGGCGGGCUACGAGUCUUCCCUGCGCGCUUUUGCCUUGCCUAGCGCGGCGGCGCACAGAGAGCCAGCGAGAGUCGGGAAGGAAGGGCAGCCCGGCAGGCGUUAUGGCGAGGAUCUGGGGAGCCCGUGUAGCGGCGGCUGGAGUGCUUUUACUUUUGCAGUGUUUUGCUGACCGGUUACAGCUAAUCGGAGCCCUGAAGCCGAAGCAAAGUCAUGGUGCAUUUUAUGAAAUGGCCCAGAAUUUCCCUCGAGUGGAGGAGAAUGUGCGUGUGGAUUCCUACAGAUCUAGCCACAGAUGGAAACGACAUUCAGAAUCUCUAAAAUCGGUUGACACCAACAGAGCCAGUAUGGGGCAAGACUCCUCAGAACCUGGGAGCUUUACGGAUCUGCUACUGGAUGACACACAUGAUAACACUACUCAGAUUGAGGAGGAUAUGGAUCACAAUUACUACACUUCUAGGACAUAUGGCCCGUUUGAUUCUACCAGCCGAGAUCUGUGGGUGAACAUAGACAGAAUGGAGAAAGAUAAAGUGAAAAUUCAUGGGAUCCUCUCCAAUACCCAUCGGCAAGCAGCAAGAGUGAAUCUAUCCUUCGAUUUUCCAUUUUAUGGCCAUUUCCUACGUGAAAUUACUGUGGCAACAGGGGGCUUUAUAUAUACAGGUGAAGUUGUGCAUCGAAUGUUAACAGCAACGCAAUACAUCGCACCCUUGAUGGCCAACUUUGACCCAAGUGUGUCACGAAAUUCAACUGUCAGGUACUUUGAUAAUGGUACUGCGCUGGUAGUCCAAUGGGAUCAUGUUCAUCUACAGGAUAAUUACAACCUGGGCAGUUUCACAUUUCAGGCCACACUUCUUAACGAUGGGCGUAUCAUUUUUGGUUAUAAGGAGAUUCCUGUCUCUGUGACACAGAUAAGCUCAACAAAUCACCCUGUGAAAGUGGGACUGUCAGAUGCCUUUGUGGUAGUCCACAGGAUCCAGCAAAUUCCCAAUGUCCGUAGAAGAACAAUAUAUGAGUACCAUAGAGUGGAACUUCAGAUGUCAAAGGUCAUCAGUCUAUCAGCUGUUGAGAUGAUUCCUCUACCCACUUGCCUCCAGUUUAACAGCUGUGGGCCCUGUGUCACGGCUCAGAUUGGCUUCAACUGCAGCUGGUGCAAUAAGCUCCAAAGAUGUUCCAGUGGAUUUGAUCGUCACCGGCAAGACUGGGUAGAUAGUGGCUGUCCUGAAGAGUCUAAAGAUAAUAUCUGUGAGAAGAAUGUAGACACAACUCAAAUGCCUCCCCACACCACAAUUGCUAUACAGCAAACUACAACGAGGUUCAGAGUCUUAACUACUACCAAAGGAGCCAUGACAUCCCAUCUGCCAACUAGCCUCCCUACAGAAGAUGAUACCAAGAUAGCUCUACACCUAAAAGAUAAUGGAGCCUCAACAGAUAACAGUGCAGCAGAGAAAAAAAGUGGAACUCUUCAUGCUGGCUUAAUUGUCGGAAUAUUCAUCCUGGUCCUGAUCGUCGCAGCAGCAGUUCUGGUAACAGUUUAUAUGUACCACCACCCGACAUCAGCAGCCAGUCUCUUCUUUAUUGAGCGUCGGCCAAGCAGAUGGCCUGCCAUGAAAUUCCGGAGAGGAUCUGGACACCCUGCAUAUGCUGAAGUAGAACCAGCUGGCGAGAAAGAAGGCUUCAUUGUGUCAGAGCAGUGCUAGGACUGGCAAGGCAGAUCACCAGUACUGGCCUACAGGUGUAAGACGCUUACUCUGCCUCUCAUUAGAGAAAAGGAACCCUAAGCUGCUGUGACCUGAGAGAGACAGAAUGGAUUGCUGGAUACACUUUCUCCAAGGAAAACAAAGUAUAUGGGAUUUCUGGUUACCCUUUCACAGAGAAUUUUCAGAGCAAAUUGGCUUAAAGCAUUCUAGCCACACAUCAGAAAGGUCUACACUAUGAGAAUGAUGGACAGAAUUGCCAUGCUCUUGAUUUAGGUAUAGGAGAGGCAAAGUAAUCAAGGAAAUUUAGAGAAAGCUUUAGUUCAGAACAGUGCUUCCCUAUGUGAUCCAGCACUCUGGUGUGUUUGUGUUGUUUUUUUAAACUGUUACAAAUAGUUCCUGCCCAGAGGCAAUGGUCAUCAUUGACAAGGCCACUGGUAAGAUCAAUCUGAUGCAGAUAACAUAGCUGAGCAAUUUUCUAUACUUCCAUGAGUAAUACUGUUUUUGACUUUUCCAUUCCAUAAAAAUGAUAUAUAUCUGGAAAUAGUAGAGUGUUUCUUCUAUUCUGUAGGCGUAUAUCCCUUGAACUGUGAUUUUUUUUUUAAUCACAAUAGUUGACAAAGCACUAGAGUGGUGUUUUUUUUAAGCAAGAAGGUUUUCACUAUGGUGAAAUUGGGCUGGCCAACUGAAGUGUAGAGUGAAAUUGGACUAAUAUUCAGUUCCAAUGUUCACAAAAGUGUGGCAAAGGCAGCCAUCCUAAACACACUUAUUUCAGAGUAAGUCCCAUUGAGUUCAGUGGCACAGACUUUGGAGUGACUGUGUUGUAGGAUCUGGCUGCUAGUGUCAGAGAUACUGCUUAUGCUUCUGAAUGGUGGGUUGAGGCAGAAAUGGCAGAUGCUUCUGGCCGGUGCUGGAAAAUACAGCCAUGGAACACAGGUGACAGGAUGAGAAAACGUUACAAUUUAUAUCUCUUGCCAUUCCAUCACAAAUAGCUUGAGAGUAGCAUCACUGGUUGCAACGCACCCCUCUUCAAGACAAACAUUAGACAUGUUGCAAAUCCCACAUAGUAAUAUUGUUUAAUGCACAUAGUAGCUGCAUAAAUAUAUAUAUAAAUAUAUAUAAAAUAUAUUUUUUUUAUAGCUAACACAAGGCAGGCUCUUGUGACUGUUAAGAGUGCGUUUUUGCCAUCCAGACGAUGGAAAUAGAUUGCAUUGGUGCAUAUUUCCACUGAGUUGUAAAAUAAUCCUUAAUAUUAAAAUAAAUUUUUAUGUUACAUAGGGAAUGUGGUUCAUUUAACUGCAGUGCUAUAACUUUGCCUGCCUGUUGGAGCCACUGUUUCUUUAACAACAAAACCCUUUCCUUCUCUGACUAGGGAAAGAUAGUAUUUUUUAAAAACUCCCAGUGAAAUAUUCCUUUGAAUGGAAAGGGGUAAAUAUACACUGAGCUACUAAAACUUCUUUUCAGAUUUUGUAUGGACAUUUCAUUGUGAACUUUGCGGUUCAUUAUUUUCAUAUACAUACCAUAAGAGUAGAGGCACUUGAAUCAUGGUAAGAUACAAUCUGCAGUUUCGGGGUUCAAGUUGUAUAGAUACAUUUUCAGGUACCACUUCUAUAACAUAGUUAAUUACAUUUUCAUGUCAAUACUUGUAUGGUUCUCUUUUUUAAAAAGAAAAAAACUCAUGAUUUUUACUUGUUAUUUCCUUCAGUAAAUAAUACAAUACUGUA